Molecule: messenger RNA, 738 nt
Organism: Asparagus officinalis (garden asparagus)
Lineage: Eukaryota; Viridiplantae; Streptophyta; Magnoliopsida; Asparagales; Asparagaceae
Product: prefoldin subunit 1
Exons: 6
Coding region: 147-536 (129 amino acids)
Biological process (GO): protein folding
Cellular component (GO): cytoplasm; prefoldin complex
Molecular function (GO): protein folding chaperone
Source: RefSeq, a predicted model, not a curated record
CCUCAGCUGAAGCCCACAAAUAUCGAGAACCGAAACGAGUUCCGGUCGAAAAGACCGAGGCCUCCCCUGUGCCCUCUUUGGAUCUAGGGUUUGGGUUUCACAGCUUCGACAAGAAGGGGAGCCUAACGGGAAAAAAAGACCCAGAAAUGGCGGAUGAAGCAAAUAGAGCGGCUUUCAUGGAACUUCAAGGGCGCAUGAUAGAGAUUACCGGCAAAUUGAAGCAGGUGCAGAAUCAGAUGCGUGGUAAAGAGGGAGAAAAGAAACGGGCAUACCUAACACUUGAGGAACUUCGGCAAUUAUCGGAUAGUACGAAUACAUAUAAAUCAAUAGGAAAAGCGUUCAUUUUGGAGCCAAAGUCCACGUUGGUGAAUGAGCAGGAACAGAAAUUUAAGGACAGUGAAGCUGCUAUUGCUUCUUUGCAGACUUCGAAGGAGUACCUAGAGAAACAGAUGGGAGAGGUGGAAAAUAACCUGAGGGAAUUGCUGCAGCAGGAUCCAGGCAUUGCGCGCCAGAUUAUGUCGAUGUCUGUGAUGUAAUUCUAUUUCUUCUCUUGAAGGCAGUGGUCUGAGUUGUUGGUGUCAAUUUUCUUUCACAAAUCUCUAGUUGGCUGUAAUGAUUUGUUUUUGGGUUUGCAUCGACACUCGUGGACUCUUUUAUUUGGGGCAACUUCAAAAUUGUUUUGAUCCUUUUAACUCCUUUUUAUAAAUCAAUCUGAUCUGCACACAGAAAAGUUGGGUA